AUGGUUGUUACUAUGGAUACAAAGAGUGUGUUCUGUACUCUUGUCGGAGACGGUAUGGUCGGGAAGACUUGUCUGGCCAAAGUUUUCGCGGACACGACUUUUCCUGACCAGUAUAUAGCCACAGUUCAGGACAAUUACAGCGGUCAAGCUUGGUUUGGUGGUGACCAGUACAACAUCACCAUCACAGAUUCGGCCGGAGAGCAUGAAGGAAGUGACGUUCGACGGGUCAGUUAUUGCAAGUCAGACGUCAUUCUGCUGUGUUACAGUGUUCUGGACAGAGAAUCGUAUGACAGCUUGCGGUCACAUUGGUCAAGGGAGUUAGGGAGUUUUGCUAAACGAUGCCAAGUCAUGGUUGUGGCCUUACAAACGGACAAGCGACAGUCCAAACACGUUACUACAGAAGAAGGGCGGCGUAUGACAAAAUCAAUCAAAGCUAACGGGUUCAUUGAGUGCUCGGCCAGAAACGGUACUGACGUCAAGGAUGUUUUUGAGAAUGUAGUUCGUAUGUGCCUCAAAAACAGGAAGCGGAAGGCGAACAUGCUGAAAAGGAUACUUGGCCGCUGAACGCACAAAUAUUAUCCAACCCCAGGAUUUUAGCUAAACUUCGAUGUACAGAUUCGACGUAUGACGUACGUCACUCAAAUCUGCAUUGACCACUGAAGAUGAAAGAAGAUCGUAUGACAUUCCAUGUUAUAGAAGACUUUGUCGGAGUCUGACCAGUGUUCGUCUUGAAACGCGUGGAACCAGGAGUCGCUAUGUUGAACAUAGCGAUAUU
Molecule: messenger RNA, 775 nt
Organism: Ylistrum balloti
Lineage: Eukaryota; Metazoa; Mollusca; Bivalvia; Pectinida; Pectinidae
Product: rho-related protein racD-like
Exons: 2
Coding region: 1-564 (187 amino acids)
Biological process (GO): small GTPase-mediated signal transduction
Molecular function (GO): GTP binding; GTPase activity
Source: RefSeq, a predicted model, not a curated record